GCGGCCGAAACUCCUGCUGGUGAGCCCGAUGAUGGUCGCAAGAAGCCGAAGGCGACAUCGCUGACCGAGACAGUAGACUUCUCUCCCCAUUCCUCCCUCCGAGAGGACUGCGCUCGCCGGAUGCUUCAUGAGUUGUCCGGUAAGCUUAUUGUCCCGCCUGAGUACACAGAGGAGGAAGACCCUUCCACCAGACACUGGGUUGGAACCGCUGCCCGUUUCCUUCUUGCGGCUGGCGUUGGUUUGUCCCAAAUUGGGAUGACCAACGAGAAGCUCCAUAAGGCGAGCUUGCGCGGGGAGGUGGAGGCGGAGAAGUUGCGAAAGAGGAUAGGAGAGUUGGAGGCG
This is a messenger RNA of Linum tenue, 342 nucleotides long. Lineage: Eukaryota; Viridiplantae; Streptophyta; Magnoliopsida; Malpighiales; Linaceae. The record is from the annotation of a GenBank genome assembly.